This is a messenger RNA of Paramecium sonneborni, 1053 nucleotides long. The record is from the annotation of a GenBank genome assembly. NCBI's taxonomy places the organism in Eukaryota, Ciliophora, Oligohymenophorea, Peniculida, Parameciidae.
AUGAGUUAAUUUGAAAGAAUAAGACCUAUAGUUUUUCAGAAAGCUCCUGAAGUAAAACAAGUGAGAUCGAAUUCUUUAGCAGUUCGAUCUUCUCCUUCUAAAUGUUAAUUAGAUUUAUCAUUUGAUUUAUAAGUUAAUUCGGCAACUAACAAUACAAAUUAAGCAUUAAAAGAUAUUAACAAUUAUAAAAAACUUUAUGUUAGCGAAUCAUGUUAAAAUAAUAACAAAGAAAAUUAAUUGUCUGCAAAACAUUUUUCUUUUAAGACAGAUGAAAAUUAAUUUUUGAAAUAAAGAAUUAAAUAAUUAGAAUCAUAAAAUAACAACUAUGUAUGUGAAAAUAAGAAAUUAGCUCACGUUUUAGAUUAAUAGAUUCAGUUAAAUCAAUCAUUACAAGAAUAACAAUAAUCGAAAAAUUAAAUUAUCAGAAAAUUAGAGGAUGUUUAGAAAAUGAAUAAAUAUUAAUAAUCUAAUAAUACAGAUCUUAAAUAAAUUAAUGAAUAACUAAUAAUUUCUAAAAAGUUGGUUAAUGAUUUAGAAGAGAAAUUAUAGAUUGUAUUGAAUGAAAAUUAAAAGUUAAGUGAAUUAAAUGAGAGAUUUCAAUUUACAGAAAAUUAACUAAAAAUAGAAGUUGAAAAAUACAAAAGCAAAUGUUCAAUAUUGGAAAGUAAAAUAAAAUAACAGCAGUAAUAAAAAUAGUAAUAUUUAGAGAUGAAUAAAAAUGUUUAGAAUUGUAAAGAAAAAUAAAAAAGUAGAAUGAUUAAAUAGAAACAAUGGCUAGAGAGAAUUAUUAGUUGAAAUAAUAGUUAAGUUAAAAUAAUAAUCAAAUAUCUUAAUAAGAUGAUAAAUAGUUAUAUAAUAAGUACAUAAAUAUUUGAAUCUAGUGAUAAAUAUAAAGAGACAAUUCAAGAGUUGGAAUUUGAGAAUCAAUAUCUAUAAUAAAUGAUAGGUAUUGAUUAGUAAAAGAUGAAUAAUCUUGAAGAGAAAUUAAACUUAUUGACAAAGGAGAAUUAAAGACUAACAGAAAUAGUGAAGAAUCGUCAUAAGUAGUAAUGA